Pungitius pungitius (ninespine stickleback) is the source of this 1294-nucleotide messenger RNA. RefSeq names its product pyroglutamylated RFamide peptide (gene qrfp). Lineage: Eukaryota; Metazoa; Chordata; Actinopteri; Perciformes; Gasterosteidae. Bases 370 to 837 code for a protein of 155 amino acids. The record is from RefSeq and is a predicted model, not a curated record. The transcript has 2 exons.
ACUUUUGUUGCAACUUUUUCUCAAACAAAACGCUUUAACGCCCGCGUCCUCUAAUUGGUGAAGACGAGUCGGCGUUUGAUUUGCUCGCAUUCCUUCCGGUGCUGUCGCGUCCUCGCGGGGAGACGACCUUCACGGUGGACAAAGGAGCCCCCCCCCCCUCAAUGGACCGGUCAUGUGUCCCCCAAUCAAGCAGCAUUCAUCACGCCGGCUGAAGUGGAUCUCCACGUUUCCCGGCCGCAGGAAUGAAGGUCACGGGACCUGCGUGCGUCACGGGGCCCGUGGACCAAUCAGGAGCCGGCGGCCUGGUCCAAGGGGUUUAAAGAGGGGACGGACCUCAGGUCAGAUACAGCAAAGGUGGAGCGACUCAAGAUGAGACCUACUCUUCAUCUCGCUGCUUCAAAGCUCACCCUCCUCUUCCUCGCCGUCCUCUGCCUCCUCCCCCCCAACGCCACGGCCUUCCCGCGCUCGCCCGCCGCCCUGCUGCACCUGCAGGUGGCGCUGGAGGACGAUUGGCUCGUCCGGCCCGGCGGGGGGGCCGAGUGGCGUCUGGACCCCCUGCUGGCCCUCCUCAGCCCUGGGGAAGAAGAGGAAGAGGAGGAGGAGGAGGCCACGCUGAGGGCCCGCAGAGGAGACCUGGUGGGCCGGCCGCUGUCCCCCUUCCCCGUGGGCCUCUCCCUGGGGGGCGUGAGCUAUCAGGAGGGGGGCGAGGACGGGGGCAAGAGGAACGAGGCUCUGACCUCCAUCGCCGGAGGCCUCCAGGCCGUCGGCCGGGAGAAAGGAGGCAUCGCCUUCCGCUUCGGGAGGAAAAGAUGGACCAACAGGGGGUGGACGGGUUAAGGGACCCAUGAGGGGGGGUCUUUUAAUAAGGAGGGGGGGGGAUGAGGUCAAGGGGCUUCUUUUCUAUUCACCAGCGUUCUGCGGCAACGCGGCAAAGUCUUCAGCUGAUUAAUGGCAACCAGAUGUUGCUGGAAAAGUUGCCCAGUGGAUCAUUAAUCUGAUUAAUUAAAGGAAACGUCCACCACACGUCCUUUAGAUCCAAAUUCAAAAGUACACUUCAUUGAACUCUGCAACGUCAAAUAUUUCUUCUCCUUCUGUGUUUGCCUCAAAGAAUCAUCAACAAAGUUCAUGUCAAAGAUUCUCUGUGGAAUCCAAAGUCCAACGUCUGGAAGAAGACGAAGAUAAAUGUAGAUAUUUUGGAGAAAUGUGUGUUACUUUGUUUAAAAUGAAUAAAGAAUUGUCCUUGAGACUUAGUGGUCCAAUGUUACCAAGUACAACCAAAUACAAUAUAUUAUUG